ACAAAAGUCGUCGAUUAUUUAUGAAUUAUGAAUGCACCCAUUAUCAGAAACAACAAAAUAAUACUUAGAUAAGGUUUAAGUGAGUUACAGUGUCUGUUUAAACACCAACCUUGUUUUCGUCAAAUAAUAAUAAUUGGUAAUCAGAACUAAGAACGAAACGUUGUUCUUUUUUGUAGCGACUUUUCACAUAUUAGCUGUUCUAAUGGCUUUCAAUAUCGAAGGUAAGGUAGCUUUAAUUUCCGGGGGUGCUUCAGGAAUUGGACUUAAAUAUGCAAAGGAAUUAUUGCGCAAUGGGUUGAAGGGAGUUACUUUAGCCGACGUGAACACCAAUUUUGGAAACCAGGCAUUAAAAGAAAUAGAAAAGGAGUUUGGAUCUAAUAAAGCAGUUUUUGUACACGCAGAUGUCACAAACAAGCAGAGCUUCGAGGAGGCUUUCAAGAAAACAAUCGAAGUAUUUAAAAACCUGGAUAUUCUCAUUAACAACGCUGGUAUCUUAAAUGACGCUAUAUGGGAGAAAGAAAUUGCCAUCAAUAUUAAUGGGGUGAUACACGGCGUUCUUCUUGGCUUAGAAAACUACAUACCCAAAUACAAAACUGGCAGUGAAGGUGUUAUUGUAAAUAUAUCGUCCGUUGCUGGUGUUAAAAACUUUGGCACGAUUCCAAUUUACACCGCAACAAAGUUUGCAGUACUGGGAAUGAGUAAAGCGUGGGGUGAAAUAGAACAUUACAACCGAACUAAAGUAAGAGUACUAGCAAUGUGUCCAGGAGUAACAGAAACUCCACUAGUAUCUGAACUAUCUGAAAAAACUUUAGGAGCUCCAUAUCAACAACUUAUACACGCACAACUCGAUGGUUUAGCAUCACAGAAGCCUGAAAGUGUAGCUUCGGCAAUGGUAAAAAUUAUUAAAAAUGCAAAAACUGGAACAGCGUGGAUAGCUGAAGGUGAAGAAGAUCCUUACGAAUUCAUUCUACCACCCAGGGAAAGUUUCAAACCACAGUAGCAUGUAAUAUACUAGUUAUAACAUACAUUUUAUACAUGUGGGGCAAUUUCGAAAAU
Molecule: messenger RNA, 1056 nt
Organism: Zophobas morio
Lineage: Eukaryota; Metazoa; Arthropoda; Insecta; Coleoptera; Tenebrionidae
Product: 15-hydroxyprostaglandin dehydrogenase [NAD(+)]-like
Exons: 6
Coding region: 203-1000 (265 amino acids)
Cellular component (GO): cytoplasm
Molecular function (GO): oxidoreductase activity, acting on the CH-OH group of donors, NAD or NADP as acceptor
Source: RefSeq, a predicted model, not a curated record